AUACGCCCCAUCUUUAAGCCCAGUAUAUGCGCCGUUAGCCGGAGUACAACAGGACAGGAUACGUCCUGUGUAAGCCGUCAGCCAAGGGUCAACGCCUAUGCCUUGACUACGGGAAGAGUAACACUCUCCGGUUGAUAGGCAGCUAUCACAUCUACCGGGAAUAAAAUACAUGAUUGAGACAAUGGAUACCCAGCGUGCCUUGCAGGCAGUGGAGCGUCUCCAAGCCAAGCUAAAGGAGCGUGGGGAGGUCCCCACCGAGGAGAAGCUCAGCCUGCUCAAGUCAGUUCUCCAGAGCCCCCUGUUCCACCAGAUUCUGGCCCUUCAGAAGUCUGUCCAGCUCCUCAAAGACCAGGGUGGUGUCACAUCAACACUUAGCGGUGACCUGAGUGAAUGCUACACAUCAGCCCAGGCCAAUGGUGGCCAUCUUGCCUACCCAGAAGCCUCCACUAGUAUACAGAUCAAUGGGAGGCAAUCGCCUGAGGAGUUUGAGCACAUCAUUCGCUCCAUGGCUCAGGGGCGUUACGUGAUGUACAUGGAGCUGGUGAAGCCGCUGUCUGGGGGUCUGGGCUUCAGCGUGGUUGGCCUGAGGAGCGAGAACCGUGGGGAGCUGGGCAUCUUCGUCCAGGAGAUCCAGCCCGGGAGCGUGGCCCACUGCGAUGGGAAGCUGAAGGAGUCAGAUCAGAUCUUGGCCAUCAACGGUCAACCCCUGGACCAGACAGUGACCCACCAGCAGGCCAUAGGCAUCCUGCAGAGAGCCUCUGAGCACGUGCAGCUCACCAUAGCCAGAGGACCCAUCCCUCAGCUGGCCAGCCCCGUGGUGUCCCGUACCCCCUCCGCUGCCAGCACCCUGUCUGCCCACUCCAGCGCGGCCCACUGGAAUCAUGUGGAGACAAUGGAGCUGGUCAAUGACGGGACAGGCCUGGGCUUUGGCAUUGUGGGAGGCAAGACCACCGGUGUCAUUGUCAAAACCAUCCUACCUGGAGGCGUCGCUGAUCAGGAUGGGCACUUACGCAGUGGGGACCACAUCCUCAAGAUUGGGGACACUGACCUGUAUGGCAUGGGAAGUGAGCAGGUGGCUCAGGUCCUGAGGCAGUGUGGUAACAGAGUGAAGUUGGUUAUCACUAGAGGCCCUCCAGAGGAGACCUCCAUCGUCCCAAUGUUGUUGCCCACGGUCACAGAGCAACAGGGAUAUGAGGAAGAGGAGGCCGAAGCGUUCGAUGUUGGGCUGACCAAGAAUGCCCAGGGUCUGGGAAUCACCAUCGCCGGCUAUGUGGGGGACAAAAAUUCUGAGCCCUCUGGUAUUUUCGUGAAAAGUAUAACUAAAGACAGUGCUGUAGAGCAAGAUGGCCGGAUCCAUGUUGGAGACCAGAUCAUAGCCGUGGACAGUAAUAACAUCCAGGGCUACACCAACCAGCAGGCCGUGGAGGUGCUGAGACACACAGGCCAGACUGUUCACCUGAAGCUGAUCAGGCGAGGCUUCCGUCCAGAGGACAUCCCACCCGCUGUGGUGCCCAGUGUGAUCGUAGUCUCACCAACCCCAGUGGGCAGAGACCCCACACUGGAGAGAACGGAUGUUGUGGACGCCACCACUGAAGGUGAGAAACAGUACCAGGUAUUGAGUGGGGAAUCAGAUGUCACCAACGUGAAGGAUCAGUUAACUGAGAACACCAGAGACGAAGCAAAGCUAACAGAGGAUGAAGAGUUGGAGCUGAUGAAGAGGUGGCAGGAGACUCUCGGCCCCAGCAACAAAGUAGUUGUUGCCCAGGUGGAGAAGUUCAGUGAGAGCAGUGGUCUGGGCAUCAGUCUGGAGGCCAACAACGGGCACCACUACAUUCGCUCCGUCCUGCCGGAGGGGCCAGUGGGAUGCUGUGGGAAACUCUUCAGUGGGGACGAACUGCUUGAGGUCAAUGGAAUAUCCCUGAUUGGUGAGACCCACAAGGAAGUGGUGAACAUUCUGAAGGAGCUGCCUGUCUGUGUCUACAUGGCCUGCUGUAGGUCCGCCCCUCUCCUAAAGAGUGACAGGGAUUCUGGCCAACCAGGGUUGGAUGAAUUUGCCACUGAACCGAAAAUGAAGAUACAGGGAGACCUCGGCAGUUUCCUGGUUUCCGAAGGUUCCGAGGGGGUGGCAACGAAGGAAAAUGUAACGGAGGAGACACUCGGAGCUCCUUUGGCCAUGUGGGAGACGGAGAUACAGGAUAUUGAGCUAGAGAAGGGAGAGAGUGGACUGGGAUUCAGCAUCUUGGACUACCAGGACCCAAUUGAUCCGGCCAAGACGGUGAUCGUGAUUCGCUCUCUGGUGUCCGAAGGAGUGGCGGAACAGGAUGGCAGGCUGUUGCCAGGUGACCGGCUCAUGUUCGUCAACAGCACCAACCUGGACAAUGCCAGUCUGGAGGACGCCGUCCAGGCAUUGAAGGGGGCCGACAUCGGCAAGGUCCACAUCGGGGUGGCCAAGCCACUGCCUCCGUACAAUGAAGAGGGCAGUCCGUCGUCAUCCUCGGGAAUCUGUUCUUUUAUCUUCAACACUCUGCUGGUUAAAGAGAGAGAAGAGGAGCCAGCAGAGGGCCACCUUUUCUGGGCAGAGCCUGCAUUGAUUGACUCCAAUGAGGCAGACCUGACCGAUGAGAGGGUGUUGGAGCAUCGCUUCUCUGGCGAGGAGGAUGACACCUUCCAAGCAUCCUUGAUCGCCCUCCACGGCAGCACCUGCAGCGCUGACCUGUCCUACCAGAUGAUCUUGCAGUCCUCCACACCCAAGCGGAGUGCUCGUCUGGACUUGUUGACCGAACACCCCUUUGUGAUGUUGUCCGGCCUCGCAGACGUCACCGAACCCUUCUCCCCGGAGGAGAAGCCCAUCGCUUUCCCCCUGCCCAGGAGUAUUGGAAGUCACUCCCUAAUGAUUGACAACAACACACUAGCUAGCUCCGAUCAGUUCCUGGCGCAUCACUUAACCCAAAUGGAGCCGGCGGAUCUGUCGAACUCCUACAGUCCGUACACUGACUCCGGUUUGAAUGAUUUGGGGGAGCCGAUGCAGUCUCUCCAUUUUCCGGUGGAGCCCACCAUGGCCAUUGCGGACAUAGGGGAGAUGGACGGCUUAAUGAAGGGGGAUGAGCCAUCUGUAAAGCAGUCCAAAGAGGAAGGGGACAAGAUUAGAACCACUGGGAGUAACUUUGAAAGGACAAUCACUGUUGUCAAGGGCAACUCCAGUCUCGGGAUGACGGUGAGCGCUGUCAAGGAUGGCUUGGGGAUGCACAUCCGCAGCAUCAUCCACGGAGGCUCCAUCAGCCGAGACGGCCGUCUGGGGGUGGGGGACCUCAUCCUGGCCAUCAACGGCGAGGCCACGGCCAACCUGACCAAUGCACAGGCCCGCGCCAUGCUCCGGAGACACUCCCUCAUUGGGCCAGACAUGGGAUCUGCUUGUGCACCAGAGGACGAUCUGUGCCCCUUUUAUGUCAUCACCUAUGUCCCCGUGGAGUAUCUGGAGGAGUACAAGGCCAGCCUGGAGCAGCCUAAAGAUGACGUCUUCUCUGAUGCUCCUCCGGCCCCAAUAAGAGAAAUCCCAGAACUCCCAGAGCGGGAGGAUGGAGAGGGAGAGGAGAGCGAGCUACAGAGUGCCACCUUCAGUAACUGGAACCAGCCCAGGAAGGUGGAGCUAAAAAAAGAAGCGGGCAAGUCCCUUGGCAUCAGCAUCGUGGGGGGCAGAGGGAUGGGCAGUCGCCUCAGCAACGGUGAGGUGAUGCGGGGCAUCUUCAUCAAACACAUCCUGGAGGACAGCCCCGCCGGCCGCAACGGAACCCUGAAGACUGGAGACAGGGUUGUUGAGGUGGAUGGCGUGGACCUGAGAGAUGCCAGUCACGAGCAGGCUGUGGAGGCCAUCCGCAGGGCAGGAAACACUGUAGUGUUCCUCGUCCAGAGUAUCGUCCACAGGCCCAGGUCCUCAACCACAGACACCAACGAGGAGAGAGCGACAGCCAUGGUGCGGUGCAAUAAUGACAAGGAGGUUGAGAGUCACAGUAGACUAUUCCUACGCCUCUCCCCAACUAACCCUUUCACUCCUACUCCGUUUAAGCCGCCAAAGAGGGAAGUGGGAAAGACAUCGUCCACUACUCCUCACCUCUCCCUUCCCGUGGUUCCCCACGUCGGAGAGACAGACACCGAUACCCUGACAGAGAUUCCCGACAGACAGGCCCAGACGGAAGACAAGGAUGAGUUUGGCUACAGCUGGAAGAACAUCAUUCAGCGCUACGGCAGCCUUCCGGGGCUGCUGCACAUGAUUGAGCUGGAGAAAGGGAAGACUGGCCUGGGCCUUAGUCUGGCUGGCAACCGCGACCGCUCCCACAUGAGUGUGUUUGUGGUCGGGAUCGACCCCACUGGAGCCGCCGGCAAAGAUGGUCGCAUUGUGGUAGGGGAUGAACUGUUGGAGAUCAAUGGGCAGAUUCUGUAUGGGCGGAGUCACCAGAAUGCCUCCUCCAUCAUCAAAAGCGCCCUGUCGAAGGUCAAGAUCAUUUUGAUCAGGAACACAGAUGCUCUCAACCAGAUGGCUGUAGGACCAGUGAGGGAGCAUGGAGACACCCUGGAGCCCCAGACAGAGCUAGAAACAUGUACUUCCAUUGCACCCUCGGCGAUCGAUGUCGACAUGUUGAAAUAUGUGCAGCACGUCAUUCUGCCGAAGGAGGAGGGUGGAUUCGGCAUCAAUUUCAGUGAGGAUGACUCCAAGAAUGGGGUGGUGAUUCAGAGUAUAACUGAAAAAGGACCAGCAGGAAAGGACGGCAGCAUCAAAUCUGGAGAUAAACUCCUGGCUGUGGAGGAUGAACCAGUGGUGGGCUACACUGUGGAGAGGGUCCAUUCUCUACUGCGGAAGGCCAAAGGCUCAGUGAAGUUGACAAUCUGCACAGAUGAGUCAUCGCCCCUCCCCCCCCACUAUACUGAUCAGGCCACCAGCCUACCCAGCAUCCCUAGCAUUUCCAUGGCUACCCUGGGACAGACUGAGUCAGAGCCAAUCAGGAGCUCAAGUCGCUCGUCCACCCCUGGCACUCUGGCCUCCUCUGACCCUAUGACCUGUCCCAUCAUCCCCGGCUGUGAGACCACCAUAGACAUCUCCAAAGGCCAAACGGGCCUGGGCCUCAGCAUCGUGGGGGGCUGUGACACUCUAUUGGGGACCAUCAUCAUUCACGAGGUCUAUGAGGAGGGAGCUGCCUCCAAGGAUGGGAGACUUUGGACUGGGGACCAGAUCCUGGAGGUGAAUGGCAUUGACCUGCGCGUGGCCACUCACGACGAAGCUAUCAACGUGCUGCGGCAGACUCCUCAGCUGGUGCGUCUGAGCGUGUACAGGGAUGAGGCCCAGUACAAGGAGGAAGACCUGUGGGAUGCCUUCACCGUGGAGCUGAACAAGAAGCCCGGCCAGGGCCUGGGCCUCAGCAUCGUGGGGAGAAGGAACGACACAGGGGUGUUUGUGUCGGACAUAGUGAAAGGGGGCGUGGUGGAGAGUGACGGGAGGCUGAUGCAGGGAGACCAGAUCCUCUCCGUCAACAAGGAGGACGUCAGAAACGCCACCCAGGAGUCAGUGGCUGCGCUGCUGAAGUGCGGUGUGGGACCCAUAGUGAUGGAGGUUGGCAGAUUUAAAGCCGGACCCUUCCACUCUGAGAGAAGGUUCUCACAGAACAGUCAGAUGAGUGAAACAGGCAGCUGCAAGGUGACCCCUCACUCUCUGUCAGCCUCCUCUGGAAGCCUCCAGAUGGACUGUGACAGCGUACAACAUACAACACUGGACCACCAGGAGACCAGAAGUGUUGAAUUCACAAAGGGUCUCACUGAUUCAUUGGGCAUCAGUAUUGCGGGUGGAGUGGGCAGUCCCCUGGGUGAUGUGCCCAUCUUCAUCGCCAUGAUGAACCCUACCGGCCUUGCUGCCCAGACACACAAACUCAAGAUCGGUGACAGGAUCGUCAGUAUCUGUGGGACCGCUACUGAGGGUAUGAGCCACAGCCAGGCCGUCACCCUGCUGAAGAACGCCACCGGCACCAUCGAGCUGCAGGUGGUAGCAGGGGGUGAUACCACAGUGACCGGCCCCUCUCAGGAACAGACAGCUGCCGGACUCUCAGUCUCCAGCCUUACUGCUACUAGCAUCUUCCACGAUGACCUGGGACCUCCUCAAUAUAAGGCCAUUACCCUGGACAGAGGCCCAGACGGCCUGGGCUUCAGCAUUGUUGGUGGCUUUGGAAGCCCACAUGGAGACCUGCCUAUUUAUGUGAAAACCGUGUUUGGAAAGGGGGCAGCGUCAGAGGACGGGCGUCUGAAGCGGGGGGAUCAGAUUAUGGCUGUUAACGGACAGAGUCUGGAGGGGGUCACCCACGAGGAGGCCGUGGGCAUCCUGAAGAGGACCAAGGGAACAAUCGCCCUCACUGUGCUCUCCUAGAUACACACACACCUCGCCCUACACACAUAGACAAAGAAUCAUACCCUGGGGUAGACACACAUACACACCCUAAUAUACUGUACAUGUAUUGAAAUGUGAACACACCCAUAUAUUCCUAAACUCGAAGGUUGUUUUGUUCGUGUAGCAAGAAACAUUGUGAUCCAUAUUAUUUGUAUUUACCAGAAGCUACUGCAGGUAGACUGAAGUAUUCACUGGACACUGUGGCUAAGAUCUUUUAUACUCUAGUUUUCUAUGCUCAGACAUGGACUGUGUUAUGGUAUUUAGGGUUAAGAGCCCUUUUUAAGCAAUAUCUGAAAAUAUUGGUAGAAUAAGGGCCAUUAUUUAAAGCUUAUGCUACUUUAAACUGCUGUCCAUCCUCUUCUAUAGUGAAGUCACUGUCGUUUUUAAGUCUAAACUCUCUGAAUAACGUUUUGUUUGUGACGCAAAUCACCUUUUCAGAAGUGAAAUGGUCUUAAAGCAGACCAAGUAUCUAAGUGUGUGUACGUGGUCACACACUCAGGGAAAGGAGAGGGCGUGUAUGAGACACUCACUGAAAUGUAGUUCUGCUAAUGCAGAUGAUGUGACGUAUUGUUUCACAGUAUUUUACCAUUCGAGUAUUAAUUCUUUUUUUGGGGGGGUCAUUUUCUGUAAUGACCAUACUUUAUCAUAAUAUGAUAGUAGGUGAAGGAAACCAGCUUCUGUGGUCUAUCUCAGUGGUCUCCAACCUGGAGAGCUACUGCAGCCAAGCACUAGCACAGCUGUUUCACAUAAUCAACUGUUGACGGUUUUCAAUAUGGACCACAAUUAGUCGAAUCAAGUGUGUUAGUGUUGGGCUGGAACAAAAACUUGUACACCUCCAGGAUAGGAGCUUCUUAAUUAAUUUCAAACCAUUAGCUAGAUAACCCAUGUUCUAGUUUCACAACAAUGGAUCCCCUUUUUAACAUUGCGUCAGUCACACUCUUACAGAUGUAGGGUCUUCAUUUGAGCCAGUUUGCUACAGCAGGAAAAGAAUACUGCAGCAACAGGAAAUGUGGAUUUAAUUAAUGGACA
Coregonus clupeaformis (lake whitefish) is the source of this 7456-nucleotide messenger RNA. RefSeq names its product multiple PDZ domain protein. NCBI's taxonomy places the organism in Eukaryota, Metazoa, Chordata, Actinopteri, Salmoniformes, Salmonidae. The record is from RefSeq and is a predicted model, not a curated record. Gene Ontology annotation, molecular function: protein binding. The transcript has 50 exons. The coding region runs from base 170 to 6406 and encodes 2078 amino acids.